Messenger RNA from Taeniopygia guttata (zebra finch), 1780 nucleotides. It is a transcript of the gene HMGCL, whose product is annotated as 3-hydroxy-3-methylglutaryl-CoA lyase. Gene Ontology annotation, biological process: L-leucine catabolic process; ketone body biosynthetic process. The record is from RefSeq and is a predicted model, not a curated record. Gene Ontology annotation, cellular component: mitochondrion. Lineage: Eukaryota; Metazoa; Chordata; Aves; Passeriformes; Estrildidae. Gene Ontology annotation, molecular function: hydroxymethylglutaryl-CoA lyase activity.
GCGCGCCGGAGCCGCCGCUAUAAGUGCGCGGCGGGCGCGGGGCCGGGCAGUGCCGGAGGGAAAGAUGCCGCUCUGCGACACGGGCUCCGCGCCGCGGGACGGCGCCUGGGGACAGGUGAGCUCCGUUGCGGCGGCGAGCGGGGCGUACCCGAAGCGAGUGAAGGUGGUGGAGGUGGGACCCCGCGACGGGCUCCAGAACGAGAAGACUCUUGUGCCCACCCCAGUGAAGAUCAAUUUAAUCAACAUGCUGUCAGAGACGGGGCUGCAGGUCAUAGAGGCCACCAGCUUUGUGUCCCCCAAGUGGGUUCCUCAGAUGGCUGAUCACACCGAGGUGAUGCAGGGGAUCAAUAAAUUCCCUGGGAUCAGUUACCCUGUGCUGACUCCGAACCUCAGGGGCUUCCAGGCAGCGGUGGCAGCAGGAGCCAAAGAGGUGUCGAUCUUUGGGGCAGCAUCUGAGCUGUUCACCAGGAAAAACAUCAACUGCUCCAUCGAGGAGAGCCUGGAGAGGUUUGAAGAGGUCAUGAGGGCAGCGAGGGAAGCCAACAUUCCUGUCAGGGGAUACGUUUCCUGUGUCCUUGGAUGUCCCUAUGAAGGGAAGAUUUCUGCAGCUAAAGUUGCAGAGGUCUCCAAGAAGAUGUACUCCAUGGGGUGCUACGAGAUCUCCCUGGGGGACACCAUCGGCGUGGGCACCCCGGGCAGCAUGAGGGAGAUGCUGGCCGUGGUGAUGAAGGAGGUGCCCGUGGGGGCUCUGGCUGUGCACUGCCACGACACCUAUGGCCAGGCCCUGGCCAACAUCCUGGUGGCCCUGCAGAUGGGGGUGAGCGUGGUGGACGCUUCCGUGGCCGGCCUUGGGGGGUGUCCCUAUGCCCAGGGAGCCUCUGGCAACGUGGCCACAGAGGAUUUGGUGUACAUGCUCAACGGGCUGGGCAUCCACACGGGGGUGGAUCUCCAGAAGCUGAUGGACACAGGCACCUUCAUCUGCAAUGCCCUGAACAGAAAAAGCAAUUCCAAAGUGUCUCAGGCCUCCUGCAGACUGUGACACUGAGUGGGAUUUCUCCUUGGAUCAAGAAACCGAGGAUCCAGCACUGCCUGGGAUUCCUCUCUGACCUCCCGAGCUCCUUCCCACCUCAGCAUUUGAGAAGCUCCAAAUCCACCAGAAUUAGGAAGAAAUGGGAGAAUAUCCUGUUACACUGUUCUCUGUUGGACCUUGAGGCUGUCCCCGUGUGCCUUGGAGAGGGGAGGACGUGCAGGGGCAGAGGAGCUGCUGCCUGCAGAGCCCAGGACAGGCUCAGCUCUGCAGUUAGAGCGCAGCUCCAGCUCGGGCUGUGCCUUCCUCCCUUCCCUGCCCUCCACAAACAGCCCAAACCUCCCCUGCUGCUGCGCCCUCAGGGACGUGCUGCUGCACUGCGUAUCUGUUCUAAGAUACUCAGCACACCAGGAGUGGUAAACACAUUAUUUAAUAGCCUAAACUAUGAGAAAUUUGAUUCAGCUGAAGCAACAACGGAGCUUUUGCUGCUGGUUUGGGUUCCAAGUGCCUCUUGUGGAAGCUCUGCACUGUGGUGGGCAGGGGGGUGAGGAGCUCCUUCCACCCUGAGAGCUCCUCAGGCGCUCAAGUCCUUGGGACCCGCCCCGGCUCUUCUUUGUAAAGUAAUUUAUUGAACAGUUCAGCUGUGAGACUGGAGAGGAGCGCAGGAACUUUGUCCUUUCGGGGGGCAGGGCGGGUGUGGGGCUGCGUGUGCUCCUCUCCACAUGACUUCAAUAAACUGUAACAAUUACCAAA